AUGAAUGUCAACAAUAGCUACAAGUCUAUCUCUCAAUCCUCCAUCCUUAAUUUGAAGGCAGAGCUUUUUAAAAAAAAGGCGUCCAUUCAGCAAGUUUCCAAUGCCAAUUUAAAUCAGGAUCUCUAUUUUUCAGUGAAGCCCAAAGUUUCGCCAUCUCCUGUUGAAGAAGCUCAAAUACCACCGCCAAAAAAAAGCGGCCCCCCACUGGAAAAGCCUCUCAAUGAAAAGAUCAAGUUGUCUCUCAAUAUGAAGGCGGAAAAAUACCGCAAGCUUUUGUUAAAAUCGACAUAUGAAGAUUACGAGCCACUAGAGGAAGAUUCUCUUGUCGAUUUUUCAAGAAUGCCAGUUGAAGACACAGAAAAACUGCUUUCUCGUCUAAUCAGGGAAGAAGAAAACAACGAGGAAGUAAUCCACUCUCAGGGUCCUCAACAUAUCCUCACAUUUGACGAUCCACUUGAGGAAGUUAUUGAUGAAUUUGGAAGGACGCGGAUGGUCCCCCGUCAUGAGGCCAUUAGGAUAAAACAUGAGCAGGAUGUGCAUGGAAAUUCUCCAAUCCCCCUCAGCAUGAGUCCAAUGGUACAAGAUGAGUACAAACCAGUUCAAAAUGCCCAUUAUUCUGAGGACUUUGAAAUUCGAACCAAGUCCGUAUUCUUCUACAGGUUUUCUGCCAACGAGGACAUGCGACAAGAGCAAAUGAAGGCCCUCCGUGCGCUUGAAUCGCUAUCUGAUACACAAAGAGCUGCCGUGCAACAAGCAAAAAGACUCGAUUUGCACCGACGAGCAAAUCGUAAAGAAAUUAUUUUGAGUAAGAGGCAAGAAUUUAUCUCCUUGAUGUGCGUGCACCCCUUAACUGAAGUAUGA
Messenger RNA from Mitosporidium daphniae, 861 nucleotides. RefSeq lists its product as uncharacterized. The record is from RefSeq and is a predicted model, not a curated record. Gene Ontology annotation, cellular component: nucleus. The transcript has a single exon. The coding region runs from base 1 to 861 and encodes 286 amino acids. Lineage: Eukaryota; Fungi; Microsporidia.